Messenger RNA from Daphnia carinata, 2009 nucleotides. Its product is annotated as mitochondrial disaggregase-like. Gene Ontology annotation, biological process: cellular response to heat. Gene Ontology annotation, cellular component: mitochondrion; cytoplasm. The transcript is spliced from 16 exons. The record is from RefSeq and is a predicted model, not a curated record. Gene Ontology annotation, molecular function: protein binding; ATP hydrolysis activity; ATP binding. Lineage: Eukaryota; Metazoa; Arthropoda; Branchiopoda; Diplostraca; Daphniidae. Bases 74 to 1981 code for a protein of 635 amino acids.
GAUUCUGAAAAGAAUUACGUCAGAAGACGUCGCUUAAGUAAAAGUGUUUAAAUGCUCUAAGCAUCGCAACAACAUGCAAAAUUUUCAAAACGCUCUAAGAGUAUUUCGUUACCUACCCAAAACAAAGUCAUUCCAGUUAUUCUGGUGUCAGCGUCAAUCAACUUGGUUGCCUUACAGUUUUUCUAUAAGUUCCUUCUCCAGACAAACCUUCAACCAUAAUUCACGCUCUCGGGAGAAUUCACCAAAGAGGAAGUUUGGCGCGUUACCCUUCAUGGCAUUUGGCAUUGUAAUAGCACACUGUGCAAAGCAGGAGGAUGACAAACUUGUCAGUAAACCUUAUGAAGAACAUCCACUGUUUAAAGCUGCUAGAAAAGGAAAUGCUGUUACAGUUGAACGUCUCUGCAGAAAUGGUGCAGAUCCCAACCAAAGGCAUCCCUUAGGAUGGACUCCACUACAUAUUGCAGCAGUUCAGGGAAAUGUUGAUGUUGUAAAAACUUUAUUAAAGUGUGGAGCCAACUCAGAUUUAGGGGACGAUUUUAGCAAUGCCAAUUUGAAAGCACGAGAAAAGGGGCUUAUUUGGUUGGAUGUCAUGGAAAUGAGAGAAGAAGAAUUUUCAGACCGUCUUAAUAAUCGGGCUACAUUCACUGGAUGCACUGCAUUGCAUUAUGCCUGCAUUAUCGACGAUGCCGCCUGUGUGGCUGCUUUACUCGAAGGGGGUUGCAAUCCAUCGCUUCCGAAUCUUAGCGGACACAAGCCAAUCGAUUACGCCAACAGUGAUGCUAUGAAAAAGCUUUUAGAGAGUUAUAUUGCAAAGUAUGAAGACUUAAUGAAGGAAAAAGCGGCAGAAGAGAGGCGCAGAUAUCCGCUAGAAUUGCGUUUAAAGGAAAAAAUUAUUGGACAAGAGGCGGCCAUCGCCACGGUUGCAUCAGCUAUCCGCAGAAAAGAAGGUGGCUGGAUUGAUGAGGAGCAUCCCUUGGUUUUUCUUUUUCUUGGUUCUUCUGGAAUUGGAAAAACAGAGUUAGCUAAACAAGUAGCUACGUAUUUGAAUCCUAAAAAUACUGACGGAUUCAUUCGCUUAGAUAUGUCGGAGUACCAAAACAAACAUGAGGUUGCAAAGUUGAUCGGUUCUCCACCAGGAUAUGUCGGUUAUGAAGAAGGCGGGCAGUUGACAAAAAAACUCAAAAAGUGCCCCGAUGCCGUUGUACUACUGGAUGAAGUAGAUAAAGCGCACCCUGAUGUAUUAACGGUUCUACUGCAGCUGUUCGAUGAAGGAAGAAUAACAGAUGGACGAGGCAAAACAACGAUCUGCAAAGAUGCGAUUUUUAUCAUGACUUCAAAUUUGGCUAAUGAUGAAAUUGCCGAUCAUGCCUUACGACUACGCCAUGAAGCUGAAAUGGCAUCGAAACGACGCGCAAACAACAAUAAAGAAGUAGACGAAAUUCCUUCCACGACACUUUCCAUAUCUCGAGAAUUUAGUGAUUUCGUUGUUCGUCCGAUACUCAAGCGCCACUUCGGUCGGGAUGAAUUUUUGGGGAGAAUCAACGAAUUUGUCUUCUUUUUCCCUUUUUCCAGAACUGAACUUCAUCAGCUAGUCCAAAGGGAAUUAGAUUUUUGGGCCAAAAAGGCGAAAGAUCGGUAUGAGGUGGAUGUGUCAUGGGACGGACAGGUGCUGGAUGCACUUUGUCUUGGGUACAACGUAGCGUAUGGAGCCCGGAGUAUCAAGUAUGAAGUAGAACGGAAUGUAGUGAGCCUACUCUCCAACUCUCAGCAAUUUUACGGUUUUCCACGCGGUGCUUUACUUCAGCUCUAUGUUUCCUAUGGCGACGGAUCUUCAAGUGAAACAGCGCGCCAACCAGAAAUUCGGUUGCGUAUUAAAACAAAAGAUAGUGUUGAAUUUACCGAAUUGGCUUCUCCCGUACGGGAUUUGUUGUCUAAAGCAGAUAAUGGGAAAGGGAGCUUGCAAAAAAAUGUAGAUUCAUAAUGCAAUAGAAAUUCCUCUUUUAUUGAAA